UCCUUAAGAGCUCAACUUCAUCUCUCUCUUCCAUAGUCCCCAUAUACACACAUACAUCUUCUCGGCUUCCUCCCUUUUUUAUUUUUAUUUUUUUUAAAAAAAAAAAAAAAACAAACCAAACAAUGGUGAUCGCAGAGUCAGUGAAGCCAAGCCACUCUUCCUUCGAAGGAGAAAAACAACAACACAAACACUUCGACCGAGAAGUCAGAGAAAUGGUGUCGGCCAUCACUCACCGGCUCACCGAUCUCCAAAAAUCAGGAUCGACCCACCAGGAGAUUGAAGACGAACACGGCGUCAGACUCAUCACCCUCGCCGGAACAAACUCCGGCGCCAGUCUGCGUACCGAGCUGGACGAGAAAACUGGCAUUCAUAUCAGUGAGGCUGAUCCGCUGGCCGAAUCUGAUGCAUUGAGUACGUUCGUGAAUAGCAACUUUCAGGCCGUGAAUAACUCCAUCUUGAUGGGUGGGAGUUACUCAACCAAUGAUCCCGGUGUUCAUGUCGAUAUCUCUGAUUUCGCUGAACACCAAGGCCAUAAGCCGGAGAAAAAAGGAAAGAAGGGAAAGAAGAAAGACAAGAAGGAAGGACACAAAGGUGAUCGCAAGGAAGGACACAAAGGUGACCGAUCUGAGCAUUCUGACUAAUAUACUUUUGGAGGAUAUAACGAGGGCCAUAAAUGGAGGUUCAUGAAACUACAAUAUUUUAUAUAUUAUGUGUUAAUUAUAUAUAUAGUCUGUCUUUCUUUGAUACAGAGUUUAGACUCCAAUAUCACGUAUCAAGUUGCUUGGCAUGAUGUUGGAGCUCGUACCAAAUUCCGUCAAAAUAUACUGAUGAGAGAUAGGUUACAAAUCUAUAAUAUUAUACAUAAACGUAUUAAUAAGCCUUCUUAAUCGUGGCCAUAUAGAUACGGUUUUCAAGAUUGAGUUGGAAAGUUUUAUUAAACGGUACUAUAUAUAUAUAUAUAUAUAUAUGAGUGAUCGGCUAUAAUAAUAAAUUUCCCUAAUGUAAAAUUUAUAAUAUGGUUAUAUGUGGUUGGUACUGUAUUGAGUUUAAGCAGUGCAAUAAUAUUUGUUGUUCUUGUUUUUA
Molecule: messenger RNA, 1083 nt
Organism: Ziziphus jujuba (common jujube)
Lineage: Eukaryota; Viridiplantae; Streptophyta; Magnoliopsida; Rosales; Rhamnaceae
Exons: 1
Coding region: 123-641 (172 amino acids)
Source: RefSeq, a predicted model, not a curated record